Molecule: messenger RNA, 936 nt
Organism: Sinocyclocheilus grahami
Lineage: Eukaryota; Metazoa; Chordata; Actinopteri; Cypriniformes; Cyprinidae
Product: lisH domain-containing protein ARMC9-like
Exons: 5
Coding region: 18-695 (225 amino acids)
Biological process (GO): cilium assembly
Cellular component (GO): centriole; ciliary basal body; ciliary tip
Molecular function (GO): protein binding
Source: RefSeq, a predicted model, not a curated record
GGAUCAAUGAGCUCCAGAUGGGUGAGGAUCUGGCAAGUGAAAGUGAUCUGCUGUCAGUGAUCAACGAGUAUCUGAAGUUCGCUGAGUUUGAAGAGACCGUGAAAGUGUUUGAAAAGGAAGUCAGACGCAAAGGAAAACCUGUCCUCAAAAGUGCAGGACACUCACGGCGACACUCCAAAACCAUCGGCAUUCACGAGGAUUUUCUCAGCUCUUUUAAUGAUGGCGACUAUAAGGUAUUCUCUGAGCUGUGGGCUAAAACCAUUCCUCCGGAGAUUCGGGAUUUUGAUCCGGUUGCUCAGAAACUGGAAUUCUACUUACAAAUUCAUUUUACAAUAUACCCACUGAAAUCACCUGUAGGAAGUCACGAUAAAGGAGAGUUUGACAACAGGAUCACACAUUUCAAGCACUAUCGCGGCACUGAGCCAGACCACCGAAUUCCUACCGUUCUACGCUCUGCCGUUUGUGCCCAAUCCCACAGUACACCCAUCCUUCCAGGAGCUUUUCCAGGAUUCCUGGAUACCAGAGUUGAGGGAAAGGUUGGAGAAGUUUCUCUCAGCGACUCUGAAAGCUUCAAACACACCGAGGCUUCUGACUUUAUAUGUAUCCUUUUUGUGUUUAUUGUAGGGGUGUUGUACCGAAAAGUUUCGGUAUGGGUCUUUCGGUUCGGUACUCACAUGUACCGAACAAAUCAUUAAAUUUUUUUUCAGGAAAUUCAGACAAAUAUAAAUGCCUCAGUUCUGACAGUUCUGACAUCCAUUCCUCUUUACUUCUAGUUUUAACGCAAAAAAACAUCUCAUGCCUCGUGUAAUCACACAAUCAGUGUUUCACUCAUAGAAAUAUGCAAUUAAAACGGCUUGUGAACGAAAUGUCACUAGUUCAGAGAAAUGAAGUCUAGAGAAGAGCAUUUCGCUAAAUAUUAGACUAUAUACUCAUUAU